This is a messenger RNA of Penaeus indicus, 1750 nucleotides long. RefSeq names its product 1-aminocyclopropane-1-carboxylate synthase-like protein 1. The coding region runs from base 60 to 1274 and encodes 404 amino acids. The transcript has 10 exons. Gene Ontology annotation, molecular function: pyridoxal phosphate binding; transaminase activity. The record is from RefSeq and is a predicted model, not a curated record. Lineage: Eukaryota; Metazoa; Arthropoda; Malacostraca; Decapoda; Penaeidae. Gene Ontology annotation, biological process: biosynthetic process; amino acid metabolic process.
AGUAACCAUAGCAGUGCCACGAGUUUAGUUUCGCAUUUUUAUAGAAGAUAUCACACAAAAUGUCUCUGGCGGCACUAGAAGAGGAAAUAAGGACUCAUAUUGAGGGAAAUAUCUACGACAAAGAACACAACCCUGAGGGUAUCAUUGUGCUGUCCCAGGCUGUUAACCGCAUUCUGGUUGAUGACGUGCUGGAGAGGCUUCACCGAGAUGAUUGCUCAAUGUUGAAGAAAAAGCACCUCUUGUAUUCCCCUUCUCAUGGUACCAAGGAGAUGCGAGAGGCUUGUGCUACAUUCCUGACACGACAGCAUUUCCCCAUGGAGGCCGUCCAUCCAGACCAUCUUAUUAUCAUGCCAGGAGUCACUGCCUGUAUGGAAAGCCUCGCACGUUCACUCUGUAACCCAGGGGAUGUGGUGCUCUCUCCAUCACCUAUAUAUCAUCGGAUAAAAACCAACUUCGAGGAUGCUGGAGCUAGAAUUGUUCACAUGGCUACCACACAGGAUAACAACUUUGAGCUAACACCAGAACAGGUGGAGGCAAGCAUAGUAGAAGUGCAGAGUGAGGGUGAGUGUGUGAGAGCCUGUGUCCUGGCCAACCCUCAGAACCCACUUGGCCAAGUGAUGACACCAAGUUUCCUCAGGGCUGUCUUAGAGAUCUGUGCUAGGUAUGAAGUCCAUGUUGUGGUAGAUGAGAUCUUUGCAUUUUCCGUCUUUGCCAGUGAUGUUACCUUUACUAGUCUCCUGGCUCUUGAAGAUCUGCCUGACCCCCAUAGGACUCAUGUGUUUUGGGGAUUCAGUAAAGAUUUCUGCAUUGCUGGGUUACGAAUGGGACUAAUUCACACUGUGAAUCCGCAGCUGUUGACUAAGCUUAAACUUCGUUCUCACUACCACUCGACAUCACAGCAAACACAGCAUGCUGUAGCCACCAUGAUCAGUGACACAGUUUGGUGUGACAACUUCCUUGACUCCAGCAGAAAGAAACUGGCUGAAGCAUAUGCAAGGGCUUGUGACAUGAUGGAGGAGCUCCAGAUCCAAGUGCUGGAGGCCAAAGGAGCCUUUUUCCUCUGGGCGAACCUCCAGCCCUUCCUCACUGAGCCUACUGUGGAAGCCGAGUAUGAAUUGUGCCGGGCCUUCCUGUAUGCUGGAGUGAGUAUCAUCCCAGGUACCAAGUUCCACUGCUCUGAGCCAGGGUGGUUUAGGAUCCUCUUCUCUGUACCUGAAGAAGAAUUGCAAGAAGGUCUGAGAAGGUUAGGAGCAGUCAUCAAUAACCGAAGGUGAUAAUAAGAAUCCAGUUGGAAAGAAGAACAGGGAAAUAAAAGGCAAAUAUUUUGGAUUUACUUUCUGUGAAGAUUGGUUUGUGAAUGUGGUGUUUCAUGUCUUUUUAUUUGUUUUAAUGGAUGGAUGUUGAAAAAAUGACAUAUGUUACUUGUACUCUGGCUAUUAUUAGUUUUUAUCACAUUUUUGUAUAUAUAAUUUUGAAAGGAAUGCAUGUGUUUUCAUUAUUUUUCUGUGAUACUAGUAUUUAUGUAUUUCCUGUGCUUUGUGUCACAGUAAACUACUGUUAUUAACUCUGUGAAUAUUAAACUAUUGAUUAAAGAUGUGAUUGAUAAUAUUUUUUUCUUAGUUAGGAACUAUGUAAGUAUUUUCUGCAAUACCUUGUUUUCAUUAAAACAGAGAUUGAAGAUACCAGUGAAUCUUUUGAGUGUAGCCAUGGAAUAAUACUUUUCCAUGCAAGUCCAUUUUCAUAUGAAAAU